AUGGAGUUCUUCGAAGAAAUAGAAACGAAAGGAUACGCGUGCAAUGAAAUAACUUAUGCUACUAUGAUCAAUGGACUAUGCAAAGCUGGGAAAACUUCUAAGGCUCUCGAGAUACUUACGAAGAUGUGGGAAGAUGGAGGGUUCAAGCCCAACCCAGAAUGCUACAAUCCAAUCAUCGAUAGCCUCUGUAAAGAAAGACAAAUAGAUGAGGCAUUGACCCUAUUUCGAGAUAUGAUCAGCAAAAGUGUUGUACCGAAUAUUUUCAAUUAUACCACAUUGAUUCAUGGGUUAUGCAACACGAGUCGCUGGGAAGAAGUGCUGUCUCUUUUUGAAGGAAUGGUAGACCAAGGAGUCAAGCCUAAUAUUGUCACCUAUAAUGUUCUUAUGACCACUCUUUGCAAGGAAGAAAGAAUUCAAGAAGCACUUACUCUGUUUGGAACAAUGACCGAGAAAGGUAUAAAGCCUGAUGUUGUCACUUUUAAUUCCUUGAUUUCUGCUUCAUGCAAGUCUGGUAACUGGGACGAAGGUGUGAGGUUAUUUAAAAACAUGAUUGAUUAUGGAGUCUUUCCUGAUAUUGUUACAUACAGUACUGUUCUGGAUGCUUUAUGCAAGGAAGGGAAGACAGAAGAGGCACUGAAUCUUGUGGAAGAAAUGGUCCGCAGAGGUGAAAAGCCUAAUUGUGUGACUUACAACUCCUUAAUUAAUGGAUUGUGCCGGACCAGCCAAUGGAGAGAAGCCACAAGGUUGUUUGAUGAAAUGGUUUGCCGUGGAAUCUUACCUAAUUUCAUAACUUUGAACAUACUCUCGGGUGCUCUCUGCAAUGGAAAUAUGACAGAUGAGGUUCGCAAAGAAUUUGAAGCGAGAAUAGAUGGAGCUUUGUAG
Messenger RNA from Malus domestica (apple), 882 nucleotides. NCBI's taxonomy places the organism in Eukaryota, Viridiplantae, Streptophyta, Magnoliopsida, Rosales, Rosaceae. The record is from RefSeq and is a predicted model, not a curated record.